AUGGACUAUUGGUACCAAGUCCAACAUGAUUAUUACUUUCAAAGAGCUAAGCAUAAUAUUCUCACUUUUGAUGACAAGAACACUAAAUAUUUGCAUGACAAGGUUAAGUAUAGGAAAAGAAGAACUCAAAUUGAGUCUCUUCAGUCUGCUGAUGGUACUUGGAUUACUGAUGGGAGGAGUAUUGCUAGUGAUUUUAGGAAACAUUUCUCUACUAUUAGCAAAACUACUAAUCCUCCUGAUUGUGAGGACUUUCUCUGUGAUAUUUUACCUUGUAUUUCUCGGGAAGAGAAUGAUAUGCUUAUUAAAAUACCCACUAGUGAGGAUAUUAGGAAUGUCAUGUUUCAAAUGCAACCAUGGACUUCCCCUGGCCCUGAUGGUUACCCUCCGGGGAUUUAUCAAAAAAUGUGGACUGUUGUUGGGGAUGACACCGUUAAGAUGAUUCCUGACAAUAUAGUUAUGGCCCAUGAACUAGUUCAUUCUAUGAGGAAAUGUAAAGCCACUAAGGGUCUAAUGGCUGUUAAAUUGGACAUGUCAAAAGUCUUUGAUAGAAUUGAAUGGAAGUUUUUAUUAGUUAUUCUUAAGAAACUUGGGUUUCAUGAUGAUUGGUGUUCUAUGAUUAAGGAAUGUAUCUCUACUGUCUCUGCCUCUGUUCUCCUAAACGGCUCUCCAGGCAUGUUACAGGGAACAAAAGUCACUAAUUCUAGUCCUUCUGUUAGUCAUAUGCUUUUUGCAGAUGACUGUCUCAUUUUUGCAAAGGCAAAUAUACAAGGUGCUAGGAAGCUGGAUAAAAUUAUUAAAAGUUUCAGUAAGUAUAGUGGUCAAUCCAUUAACUAUGAGAAGUCAAGUAUGACCUUUUCCCCUAAGAUUGAUAGUCAAGUUAAGAGUCAAAUUGCUAGUAUCUUGAAUAUUAAAACUCUUGGUAUUAAGGGCAAAUACCUAGGAGUCCCCAUCCUUAUUCAACAUAACAAAAUGGAAACAUUUGGGGACUUACCAGAUAGAUUUCUAGAUAGACUGUCUAGCUGGAAAGGUAAGCAUAUGAAUCAACCUACUAGGACUGUGAUGGUUCAGUCUGUCUUAGGUACUUUAGCAUCUCAUCACUUGGUUGUCUUUCCCAUGCAAAAAAAGCUCACAGACAAACUUGAUGGAACUCAAAGAAACUGUUGGUGGAACAAAAAACAUGGUGGUAAAGGCUUAAUGCUAACUGAAACUGAUGCUGAAUGGGUAAAAUUUUUGAGUUCCAAAUACUUCCCAAACAACAAUCCUCUCCAUGCUAGUAGUGCAGAUGGGAGUUGGAUUUGGAAAGGAAUUGUUAGAGGCCUGGACAUAAUCAAAAAGUCCUAUUGUUGGGAGGUAGGUGAUGGUAAAAAGAUUUCUAUUUGGAAGGAUAUUUGGGUUCCAAGUAUAGCCACUCCCCUCUCUUCUAGAUUUAUGUCUAGUAAUAUGUUAACUGUGGAUCAACUUAUGAUACCUAAUAGUAACAGAUGGAAUCUAGAAGUUCUAGAAGCUCUGUUUGAUAGUAAUAUUGUUACUGAAAUAUAUGUAAAUGUAACAGUUCAGCAGAUAAAGAAAUCCAUCUUGGAAUGGAAUGAAAAUGUGGCUAAAUUAGCUGCUAAACAAAGUCAAGUAAUAAGGAACAUGCUUACUGUACCAUGGACAGUUCCAGCCGUGGGCUAUCAUAAAAUUAAUUUUGAUGCUUCUUUCAUCAAAGAAAAUAAAAGUAUGGGAUCUGGACUAAUCAUGACCAAUGAUGCAGGUAUCUUUAAAGGAGCCUGGUGCAUCCCAACAGUAGCAGAAGAUGUAGAGCAAGCAGAAGCAUUGGCAUUAUUGGAGGCAGUACAAACAACAAUAAGGGGUGGAAUCACAAAUAUCCAUCUGGAAGGAGACUGCACUAAUGUUAUCAAUGCUCUGAAUGGAAAAAUUGGAGCUGUUAAAUGGCAAAAUAAUGCUAUCAUUAGAGAUUGUGUUGAGUUAUUAAAAUUCUUUAAUAAUUGGGUGAUUACUUAUGUACCUAGAGAAACAAAUUGUGCAACAGACUUGCUUGCAAAAGAUGCAAUUAAAAUGCUUCUUCUUUUUGGAUUAGUGGAGCUCCUGAGUGGCUAA
This is a messenger RNA of Papaver somniferum (opium poppy), 2100 nucleotides long. RefSeq lists its product as uncharacterized. Gene Ontology annotation, molecular function: RNA-DNA hybrid ribonuclease activity; nucleic acid binding. Bases 1 to 2100 code for a protein of 699 amino acids. The transcript has 5 exons. The record is from RefSeq and is a predicted model, not a curated record. NCBI's taxonomy places the organism in Eukaryota, Viridiplantae, Streptophyta, Magnoliopsida, Ranunculales, Papaveraceae.